CAUAGUGUUUUACAUUACAUAAGAUACACAUAUUCAAGGGAAACCACACAGUGGAGCACAGCUAGUCCCAGGAUGGGCAGGAUCAUCUUCUACGAGGACAAGAACUUCCAGGGUCGCAGGUAUGAGUGCGACAGUGACUGCACCGACUUCCACUCCUACCUGAGUCACUGCAACUCGGCCCGUGUGGAGAGCGGGACCUGGGUGAUCUACGAGAGGCCGAACUACAUGGGCUACCAGUAUGUCCUGACCAGAGGCGAAUACCCCGACUACCAGAGCUGGAUUGGCCUCAACGACAGAGUCAGCUCCUGCAAGAUGAUUAAUUUCGCCAGCGGAGACCCUUACAAGAUUCAGCUCUAUGUUAAAGGGGACUUUUCCGGUCAGGUGUUUGAAGCGUCAGAAGACUGUCCCUCCGUGCUGGAGAAGUUCCGCUGCAGGGAGGUUCACUCCUGCAGGGUUCUGGGAGGCUUUUGGGUCUUCUAUGAGCACCCCAACUACAAGGGUCGCCAGUACCUGUUGGAGAAAGGCGAGUACCGCAAGCCGGUGGACUGGGGCGCCGUUUGCCCCACUGUACAGUCUUUUAGAAGGCUAACUGAGUAGACAUGUUCCUUUUUCUCACCUUUUCUUUGGCUGUUGAUUGGUUCACGGCUGACACCU
Dicentrarchus labrax (European seabass) is the source of this 654-nucleotide messenger RNA. RefSeq names its product gamma-crystallin S-like. The transcript has 3 exons. The record is from RefSeq and is a predicted model, not a curated record. Gene Ontology annotation, molecular function: structural constituent of eye lens. The coding region runs from base 73 to 597 and encodes 174 amino acids. Lineage: Eukaryota; Metazoa; Chordata; Actinopteri; Moronidae. Gene Ontology annotation, biological process: lens development in camera-type eye; visual perception.